This is a messenger RNA of Cylindrotheca closterium, 495 nucleotides long. Lineage: Eukaryota; Bacillariophyta; Bacillariophyceae; Bacillariales; Bacillariaceae. The record is from the annotation of a GenBank genome assembly.
AUGACAACCACAAGCAAGACCAACGUGUUCUUUUCCUCGUUCCAAAAUAAUGACAACAACAGCAAGAACACCAAUAGCAGCAACGACACUGACAGUAUCACUGAUGCGUCGAAUGCAACAAUGACACAAACUGCCGACUGCCGAAAGGAGGGCAAGAAUAAGCUUCUCGUUCGGCUCACCAACACCACAAGACCAAAAAACAGUCCUCCUCGAGUCAUCAAUGAUCUCCUUCGUGCACCCUUUUCUGAUAAUGCCUCCCCGGAAUGCUACAUUGACGAGGCAAUUCACAUCGCGAAGGCCAAAGAGACUAAGAGAGCGAAAAGACAGUCUCUGCGACGAAAGGGCUCUUCGAUGACGGAACGAUCUGUCAAAGAAUUAUUGCAUGACAACAGUGACCGUUUGUCAUCAUUGCUUAUGCAAUCAAGAAGCAGAAAGGAAAUGGCAGGCGACGGCUUCCUCAGCAGUGACGAUGAGAGUGACCUGGAGGAUGAAUGA